Messenger RNA from Syngnathus acus (greater pipefish), 2214 nucleotides. RefSeq names its product BCL2 associated athanogene 1 (gene bag1). Bases 639 to 1766 code for a protein of 375 amino acids. Lineage: Eukaryota; Metazoa; Chordata; Actinopteri; Syngnathiformes; Syngnathidae. Gene Ontology annotation, cellular component: cytosol; membrane; nucleus. Gene Ontology annotation, molecular function: adenyl-nucleotide exchange factor activity; protein-folding chaperone binding. The record is from RefSeq and is a predicted model, not a curated record. The transcript has 7 exons. Gene Ontology annotation, biological process: protein stabilization.
AAUAAUGGCAAAAUCCUUUCCCCUUCAGAAAAAAACCCCCAAAACUAAUAACCUCAGUUUAUAGACCCUGUCACACAUGGACAUUAAGGGGGCGAGUUCAUUUGAACUGUGUUGCUAAUGGAAGUAACAGCACAUCACAAACUGCACAAGUUAUUUACUGCACUACUUAAAAACCCAUCAGGGAUUUCUUUAUGGUCCGAUGAAAGGAAAGCAAAUUCCACUAGGGAUUCAAACCCAGAACUUGUGAGGCAGAUGUACUCUCCACAAAGCAAGCAAGUACUGCUUUAAAAUGGCAUCUCUCUGUCUUUCUUCACCUCAUUGACAACAUUGCCUCAUUCCCACAGUAAUAAUGGGCGGGUGGUACUCACCUUCAACAACAACUCGCUCGGUUCCAAAUCAGUUUCGAUUUUUUUUUUUUUUUUUCCUCAUUAAUUCUUGUCCGCUGCAUCACAAGGCUGCUUAAGAAUCAGUCUGCUGCAAACUGAUUGCUUGCUACAUCAAAUCACAGGGGAAAUAGAAAGGCUUGCAUUUUGAGAAAAAAAAAAGGGGGGGGGGGGCGUCCUUGCUUAUUUGAGAGCUUUGUCCCGACGACCCUGUCGCACGGCACACAAAAGCCAGGCUGAAUAGCGGAUGAUUACAUGAACCGAACUACAUUUAACGUGAACACUCAGCGGCUGAGACAGAAGCGCCCCCACCUCGCCUUAAAACUCCCAUUCAGCAAUUCAUCCACGAGGGAAACGCUGAGGGACGUUUGCAUUAUGACUGACGCCGGGCGCCUCAUUAAAAACGACAGCGAGCGGCGAACGGUGACCAAGCAGAUGUUCGUCUCGCUGCUUCAUUGUGUCUCUCCCUUACAUAAAUAUUUGAUUUUCAAAGAGACCGCAGGGGUCUCUGAAUUCUUUCCAUCCAAAUGUUCAGCUGCGUCGAUCGCUGUUUUCUCCCAAAUGUGCUCAUUAGCGGAUGAGACUGUCAGCUCCAUCAUCUUGGACACACAAAAGCCGUCCUGCUGUCUGGUCACCGGCUCAAUUCCAAAUGUGUAUCAUUUUCGGGAUUCUGUCAGAGCGCCUUCGGUCAGCCCCCUUACCGAAGCCAAUUUUUAUGUGAGGUCAUCCAAACAUGAAUAUGAGACAAAAGGUGGAUGGAUAGGCGUUUAUUGUUAUUGUCAAUUCCCGACUCCAGGUUCUACAAAGCACAGCAUCACGGUGACCAGUCAAGAGGAUGGAAAGUGUCCCACUGUCAAAGACCUGUCAGAUUGUCUCAAUCAAAUCACCGGAAUCCCUCCGGCCUCUCAGAAGCUCAUCUUCAAGGGAAAGUCGCUGAAGGACAUGGAGCAGACACUGUCCAGCUUCGGGAUAAAGAAUGGAUGCAAGCUCAUGAUGAUUGGAAAGAGGAACAGUCCUGAGGAAGAAGCUGAGCUGAGGAAGCUGAAAGAUAUUGAAAAAACGGUGGAGCAAAUGGCAAAAAAGCUGGAGAAGGUCGACGGGGAGUUGACUGGCCUCAAGAAUGGAUUCUUGGCCAAAGAUCUUCAGGCUGAUGCUCUGGGCAAACUGGACCACAGAGUGAAAAUCGCGGCCGAACAGUUCAUGAAGAUCCUGGAGCAGAUCGAUGCUCUGAGCAUCCCGGAAAACUUCAACGACUGCCGGCAGAAGAAAAAGGGCCUUGUGAAGAUGGUGCAGGAUUUCUUGGCCCAGUGUGACAAGAUGGAGGCUUGCAUAUCAGACCACCUGACAAAGAUCCAGUCUAAAAAUCUGGCCCUAGCGGACUGAAGACAUAUUCAUAUUUUUGUUCUUGCUCUGUGAGCAACUACUGUGCUGUGUACAAAGAGCACCUCUGUAGUCUCCGUUCUAUUUAUUACAACAGUGGUGCCUUGAGACACGAGUGACCCGACGAACAAGUUGUUCUAAAUAUGAACAGUCAUUUGGAUUUAUUAUUUUUUUUUUAAACUUGAGCGCACUUUUUGAGAUAUGAAUGCUGUAAGAUAGCAUAGGGAUGGAUUUAUAGCAUUUCCAUUCGUUUCAUUGGAGAAAGAUGAUUUGAGUCCUGAGCAUAGCCAUGGAACAAAUGUCACUCGUAUCUCAAAGCGCCACUGAAGCGUGCUCUGUCCUUUAGCGUUUUGGAUUGUAGUGUGCUUCACGAUUUUCAUCAGUUUCUUUACAGCGUGUGUGGUACUCAACAGAAAAUGGCGUGUUUUUGAUUAAAAUAUCCAAAUGCUCA